UGUCGCUAAUAAAGCGAAAAUAUUCAAAAGAAACUUCGAUCUGAUUUUUUAUUUUUCAUGUUACUCAUUUAUAAACUUGACUAUAUACGGUGCGAUCGAGGGGAUCAUGAGUGGCCAGCAAUCCUUCCUACUAUUCCCUUGCUGGCUUCCUUUCAAUUUGGACAAUAUAUUUCUGCACAUAGCUGUAAUAUUUUGGCAAACGAUGCUUAUAGCGAAUGAGCAUUACAUGUCGUUCGGAGGAAUGGGUGUUUUGUAUAUACCUUAUGAACACAUCAAAGCUGAAAUAAAAAUUUUGAAGUUUGCCCUCGAGAAUGUACAAGGGAGGUCUUAUGAGAUGGCUAGAGAAAGAGGCGCUUUUAGGAAAGACAAAAGCGAGAAAGUUGACCAAAAGAUUCUCUUCGAUAGCUACAUCAGCUGCACGAGGUCCUGUGCACAACACCAUGUGCAAAUAAUGAAGUAUGUAUUUCACUAA
Molecule: messenger RNA, 472 nt
Organism: Nezara viridula (southern green stink bug)
Lineage: Eukaryota; Metazoa; Arthropoda; Insecta; Hemiptera; Pentatomidae
Source: the annotation of a GenBank genome assembly